Molecule: messenger RNA, 1932 nt
Organism: Colletotrichum aenigma
Lineage: Eukaryota; Fungi; Ascomycota; Sordariomycetes; Glomerellales; Glomerellaceae
Product: Calcium channel YVC1
Exons: 5
Coding region: 1-1932 (643 amino acids)
Source: RefSeq, a predicted model, not a curated record
AUGGAAGAAGCCGAGGCCCCCCGGACCCCGGAUCUCAUCGACUGGACUCGACCGCUGUCACCAUGGGGUGAUGGAGACGCAGAUGCGCUCGGCGCAAAUGGCAUCGAACCUGAUUUAGAAGCUGAGAGGCACAUUUCAGCGAGCGCUACAGGGAGCGUCAGUACAGAGAUCCCGCCGUCAGCGUACUUCACAAUUCAUCGAAUUCGACGGCUCAUCUUAGCAAGCAUAGAUGACCCUUAUACGUUGGAUCAACUGCGAGAGCCGCGGAUGAACUCGCUUGUCGUUCGCCCUCUUGUUGAUAGACUGUAUGAUCCUGAUGACCCCACAAUCGUCUAUUGCCUACUGGCGAAUCGCAUCCAAUUCUUGAGGCAACAUACAAGUACAGCUCACCAGACUGUUAACGUGGCGCGCGCUGCACUCUGCGAACUGGUUGCAAGCCGCGUACUGCGCCGAUACCAUGAAGAUCAUCCAGGUGAAAUCGGCCUUCUGAUUCUUGCGCACGUCCUUGUCGAAGGCUUCGAUCCCUUCCAAGGUGCGCCCGAAGAGGUGGAAAGCGAGUGCCGACAGCUUCAGUGGCCGAUCCAGCGACGCGAUGGACAUGAGAGAAAGCUCACAGCCCUUGAGCUAGCCAUCAUAUCCGAAAGCAAGGUUUUUUUAAGCUCUUCGGCAUGUCAGAGACUGGUCGACGCCGUUUACCUAGGUGUUGUGACCUAUACGCCCCUGUCGUUUGUCGACAUCUUGCCCGAUCACUACGAGUUCAUCUCAGUCUCGCUCUAUGAGCCACAUCGAGCGCCAAUACUAGACGAGAGGCGGAUGCUAGUUCCUUGGAUACGACGGGUCACUGAGUUUUGUCAGUUUGUGACUCUUGUAGCGCUGUACAUGUUCACGAUGAUAAAUCGCAGCAGCCCCACGUUAAGCGCAUGGGAGUGCUUCUUCGCUAUUUAUACCGCCGGGUGGACCCUGAAUGAGUUUGCGGCGAUUAUCGAGCACGGCUGGGCUGUUCACUCUCAGACUUUGUGGUCAUUCCUUGACAUCAGCUUUUGCUUCAUCUUCAGCUGCUAUUUAUUCGCCAGGGUGUACGACGUGCUAGGGUAUGGUGGAGUGAUCGCGGAUGGAUAUGGCGUACACAUCCUCUGCGUAGCAGCCCCUAUCCUCCUCACGAGAGUGGCCUUCACCAUUAUGCCCGACAACAUCGUCUUUAUAGCAAUGCACGCCAUGAUGAAGGACUUCACUCUCCUGACGUUCAUCUCCAUCUGGUGUUUUGCGGGAUUCCUCCUCGCUCUUCAGUGGCUCAUCGGGAGCAACGCCGCCACUUCGGGAGUUGGAGACCAGGCAUCUCUGACAUGGUACGAGACGUGCAAGUGGCUCAUUUGGACCUGGUUCGGUCUUGACGGUACCGGCAUCGAUCGGUCCCCCGAUUUCCAUCCAAUACUUGGGCCCGCUCUAAUGAUUGCGUUCGCAUUCCUUGGCAACAUUCUCUUCCUGACCUUGCUUGUUGCCUUGUUGAGCAAUACCUUUUCUAAGAUUAUCGCGGAUGCGCCGGCAGAAAUCCAAUUCCGCCGAGCCGUCAUCACCUUCGCCGGGGUGAAGAGCGACUCGAUCUUCGCAUACCCGCCACCAUUCAACCUGCUGGCUCUUGCUGUGCUGCUGCCACUCAAGUCAGCACUCACAUCUCGGUCUUUCCACAACCUCAACGUCACCCUCAUCCGAGCACUCAACGCUCCGGCCUUACUUCUCAUAAGCGCGCUCGAACGACGAAGGGUCGCGCAUCCAGGACGGGCGCGCUCACAAUCACUGCUGCAUUGGAACUUCAGCGGCUUCAACCCCCAUGGUGACAUACAGGCAGUGUUCAAAGCGGAGCCUCCGCCUGCAGUGGAACGAGAGCUGGAGGAGAUGGAUAAUCUGAGUGAUGUGGGGUUUGCGGAGAGGUAA